UUCCGCGCCAUGUCGGGAGAGGGCGCCAGUUCAUAUUGUACUAGGGUCAAAGUUGAAAAGGUCAUUCACUUGGCGGGAAACUCCAGAAGUCCGACAAGUCAGAAGAUAUCAACGCGACACAGGGCAUUAAAAGCACCAAUCACCAUGAAGAUCUACUUCUGUGGCAGUAUCCGUGGAGGCCGGGGUGAUGCAGAACUGUACAGCAGGAUCAUUGAACAGCUGAAGGCCUAUGGGACUGUCCUGACUGAACAUGUAGGGUUUAAAGAGCCCAUUCUCAAACAUAUUGAAGGUGAUGAUGUGGCUAUACACACACAGGACAUGGCAUGGCUGGAAGAGUCAGAUGUUGUGGUUGCUGAGGUGACCCAGCCAUCACUUGGAGUAGGAUAUGAGAUUGGGAGAGCAGUGGCAUGGAAGAAAAGGAUUCUGUGUCUGUACAGGCCUGAUGAUGGCAAAGGUUUGUCAGCCAUGGUCCGAGGUGCCCAUGAUGGUAAGAACUUCAUUGUCAAGGAUUACCAGGAACCAGAGGUGCCAGGCAUCCUCAAGGAGUUCCUUAGCAGCUCGUAGAAACACUGGCAGGUCAUAUCAGUUAAUUAGCUGUAACGCUAGUUCACCUUUAUCCAUAUCCAUUGCUUUCAGAAAUGGGUAUUUAGGGAUAUCAGUCGACGGAUGGUAGUUUCAAACUACAUGUACAACAUUAUUACAACUUUAAACCACCGUCCGUCCAGUUGAUAUCCUUUAAUACCGUGUUGGUAAACACAACGAAUAUAGGUUACCCUGCGGAUAAAGGUGAACUAGCGUUAGAACAAAUAUGACUGGUUGGAUUUGGACUUAUUAAUAUCUACAAGAUUUGUGCCAUUUUCUGAAAUCAUCUGAUGUACCUCUCCCCCACCAAAAGAAAUAAUACAAAUGAUGAACACAUUCUUGUGCUAACAAGACGAAUGCUUUUUUUCUAAAUGGUCCCUACCCAUGAUUGAUUGCUUUAUUCUAAAUUUAUGACAGAUUAUGAUUGUUGUUGCCUAAUGCUGAAGAGGGACAUAAAAUGACAUUGCUGUAGGAUACUGCAUGCGAAGGAGUGAUAAGGAAUGUUACCGUCUGCCCCGCUUCCUAACGCCAUAACCAAUAGAGAAUUGGUAGCCAAACUGCUACUACAAUGUGCUAAACAAUAAUGAAGAAUUUAUAAUUCACUGACUCUAAACAAAAAGAUUGUAGGGUACAUACAAGAUGACUUUAAGGGCUUAAAUUUAUCAAGUAAUUUGUGCAAUUUGAGUGUAAUGUGGAAGCUAUGUUACAAGUAAUACAUUCCCCUUAUUGUCACAUUUUAAUGAAUGGUAUUUAUAGUCUUUGAUCAACUUUGUAAAUUUGGUCAAAUGUAUCUUAAGUGAGAUUUUUGCACAGAUCUAUUUUUUACCUCCUGGUAAUCCAAACAGAUGUUAUAUUAUAAAUCAUAAAUUGUAAUGGUGUAGGUGAUAAAAUGUAUCAAUUUGGUCAGAUAAGACAUACCAAUCAAGUAAAACAGACAGGAUCUGAUUCACGUAGGGCAACUAGAAAUGUUCUGUACUGUUUACUGCAGCCCAUUGUUGUGUGUUGUUGUAAGGUACAAGUAGUCAGGAGAUUCAAUUAGAAAACAGGAGACCACAUGUCACACUGUUAGGUUGACAUACAACGUCAACAACAUUUACUCACUGUCCAUUUGUACAAAAGGAAUUGUCACACAGUUAAAAACAUAAUAGCACAUUUUAAAACCGAUGUCUUGAUUGUAUCCAGCAUCAUUAACAAAAUCCUAGCAGUGCUACUGUAGGUGAACACAGGAAAAUUGGCAGCUAGCACCCUUUGAACAUCAGGCACAGGUGGCAGUACAGGUGGUGACUGUCCAUCGAGGCCACCUUGUAAAUACUGUGAGAACUGCAGACAUAUGUCAGAAAAAUAUGGUUGCCAUUAGCUUACUUGUAUGCUUUGUAUGAUUAUGGCAAUUAAACACGUAGUACAAUACUACGUUUCAUGCCUAUAACAAGAUGCAUAAAAAAAUAAAGUACAUGUAUUGAUGCAUUU
This is a messenger RNA of Branchiostoma floridae (Florida lancelet), 2049 nucleotides long. RefSeq names its product putative 2'-deoxynucleoside 5'-phosphate N-hydrolase 1. Lineage: Eukaryota; Metazoa; Chordata; Leptocardii; Amphioxiformes; Branchiostomatidae. Gene Ontology annotation, biological process: deoxyribonucleoside monophosphate catabolic process. The transcript has 5 exons. The record is from RefSeq and is a predicted model, not a curated record. Gene Ontology annotation, cellular component: nucleus. The coding region runs from base 10 to 564 and encodes 184 amino acids. Gene Ontology annotation, molecular function: 5-hydroxymethyl-dUMP N-hydrolase activity.